CAUUGUCCGGCGCGUAAAACCGUGUUACCUCCUAAACCAGCAAACUCUCCGUGCGCUUUUAUCCACUCGCUCCUGACGAGGUGAGUUUGGAUCGCAUGUAAUCGAGCUAAACCGAGGUAAAGUUCACCAGCUCUUCUGUGGCGGAGCAGAGCAGAGCUCGAUGGGACGUCCUUACCCCUGAAACCAGCAGCCUACGUCGAUGACAGAUUCUCUCCUCUGAGACAGAUGAGCGGAUGCUCAGUGAGUAGGCAUUCUCUCGCCUGGAAAGUGUUGUUCUAUUUGUUCUCCGCGCAACAGAGCGCACUGUUUUAACUCUUGCCGACGCGUGCCGAGCAUGGCCUUUCACUCGCGUCUGUCCGAAAAAGAGGAAAUGACACACUCGUUAAUGAAGAAUGAGCUUGACCGUUCGGAUACCGUGGACUCCUACGCGUGUCCGACCACCGCCGAGCUCAGCGAGGCAGUGUCAGUGUCCUUAGGGCUGGAUUCGGUGUCUUCUCCGCUCAACAACAACAACCAUUGCACCGGCUGCGCCUUCCCAGGCUGUGACUCCUCCGUCGCGGGGAACGGAACUUCAUCCCGGACGGUGUCAGAGUUAGGAGCAGCCGCAAACGCGAGCUCGUUGUGUGAGGACGACUUUGGAGAAGUGUGCCACGGCAUACAGCAAGUGAGCUGCAUGGAUAUGCUCAGAGCUGGCGAAAUAAUGGACGGAGCGCACGGCACCGUGACGCGCGGCCCGGUGAUCUCCAGAUACGUCUGCAAGGAGUCAAACUUGUUCGCGAGCCCCGUGGCGGAGCUGCCCGUGUCCUCUCAUGCGGACGAGCUCCUGCCUUUUCAGAAACACUACUCUGCCUACUCUGCCCACCCGAACCUGCACAGGGACGCUCCGGGUAUGUGGUGCGCAAACGAGCGCGCACACGGCGGCCGAUCCGAGCCGGAGAGAGGCGGAAACGCUGGACAUAAUUUGUUUGGUAAAUACUGUAAUUGUGUGCAAACCUCUCUCGGAUCCAGACAAGAAUGCCACUGUGUCUGGUACGGCAAGGGCGAGCAGCAGCAGUGCGGUAAAGGUGACAUACGAGGCGCGAUGGCACAAGGGUACGGCCAAGUUGAAAGAUACCAAAGUGCAAUCGCUCAAGGACAAGCCACUUUUCCCACUAUCAAGACGGAGCCAUCUGUCUGGGUGGACUGCUCAGACCGCACUUUCAGGCAUGAGAAUUUAUUUCCAGCUGUGUACCUGUCUGACAGGAGAGUGUGUCAGGUGUGCGGCGACGAUGCCUCGGGUUGUCACUAUGGAGCAGUCACCUGUGGCAGCUGCAAAGUGUUCUUCAAGAGGGCUGCUGCAGGUAAGCAGAACCACCUCUGUGCCAGCCGUAACGACUGCACCAUUGACAAGCUGAGGCGGAAAAACUGCGCCUCGUGCCGCCUUAAGAGAUGCUUCAUGUCGGGAAUGAGUCUUAAAGGUCGCCGGCUGAAGGGAGCCGGACAGACGAGGAACGGAGAGGAGGAGCAACCUUCCGCCACCUGGGGGCCCGGAGAUAGACAAGAGAGGUCCGGGAAGAAAGAUUUAAUCUUGGAGGCCGGAAGUGCAGCUGCCAGAGCUCAAGCGUCCCAGGCCCUGGCUCUAAGCAUACCCCCGACCCUGCGCUCCUGCCUAUCACUGCUCAGCGUCCUGCAGGCCAUCGAGCCAGCUGUGGUCAAUGCCGGACAUGACCAUGCGCAGCCAGACAGCCCUGCGUCACUUCUCACCAGCCUCAAUGAGCUUGGGGAGAGACAGCUGGUAACUGUGGUGCGUUGGGCCAAGGCAAUACCAGGUUUCCGUGACCUGCAUGUAGAUGAUCAGAUGUCAGUGAUUCAGUUGUCAUGGAUGGGGGUGAUGGUGUUCGCUUUGGGCUGGAGGUCCUACACACUUACAAACAGUUCCAUGCUCUACUUUGCUCCAGACCUCGUCUUCAAUGACCACCGGAUGCAAGUGUCCAGUAUGUAUGAACACUGUGUGAGAAUGAAGCUGCUCUCCCAGAGGUUCUGCAUGCUGAAGGUCACCCAGGAGGAGUUCCUGUGCAUGAAGGCGCUGGUCCUCUUCAGCAUCAUGCCAGUGGAGGGUCUAAAGAGCCAACGUUGUUUUGAUGAACUGCGGACCUCCUACAUCAAGGAGCUGGACCGUUUGGCCAGCCACAGCGGAGAGACCACCCGUACACAGAGGCUGUUUCAGCUCACGCAGCUGCUGGACUACCUCCAGUCGGUUGUUAGGAAGCUGCACCAGUUCACCUACGAUCUCUUCAUCCAAGCUCAGUCCCUGCAGACACGCGUCAACUUCCCGGAGAUGAUCUCGGAGAUUGUGAGCGUGCACGUGCCCAAGAUCCUCUCCGGCAUGGUCAAGCCCAUCCUUUUCCACAAUACGGCCUAGAGUUAGAAAGAGAGAGAGAGAGAGAGUCCCUACACUUAGUCCUCCGAGAGAGGAGUCAUGAUUUUACGAGGUGAAAGAAGUAUAAGCCCCUCUUUACAGCGAGGCUACGAGCGGGUUUUAACAGAAGGGAAUACUGCACAUUCUUCCAGCCUAAUCUAAUCUAGUUACAUCUACUCUGUGCUUCUCGCUGCCUGUUCUCUGUGUCACGCACAGCAAAUGUUUCUGGAGCUGAUUAAAACACUAUUUAGCAUGCAUUCCUCCACGCAAAGCCCAUGAGUGGCCAGUGGUCUGGCACGUAGACUUCCACAGCCCUUCAUACAGAUUGUGACAAGAGGCCAUAUUUCAUUCUGAGAGGUAGGACAGUAAAGGAAAGCUUUCUUUUUUCUUCUUGCAAAACUCACAUCACCGUAGCUUGUCUGUGUUUGCAGUAGUUUGACAUUUGGACUGGCCUUUUUCUUCUUCUUCCCCACAAUGAAUGUUAUUGUGUGCACCUGAGAUGAACAAAGUCGUUGAGUGACAGUUAAUAAUAGACGGUUGUGACAUGCAUGCUAAGAGGCAGCGCCAUAUGAAGACAUUUCUGAACACUGUUCUCGAUCGUAUAUUUAACAGUCGACUGGUUUAAGGUGGCGACAAAUGAAAUGCACUUUUGAAGUGACAGCAUUGAUGCUAAUUUCAAAUGUAUAUUUGUCAAAAUGCCACAGCAGAAACAAUGAAGAAGAUAAUUGGACAAAACUCAACGUUCUCCGAAGACUCGUCAGUCGACUAACACUAAAUGAUGACUUCAUUUUUUUAAGGUUUGCUUGUUUCCAAGUGUCAAAAUGUUACAGAUUUUUCCAGAGUGGGCAUUUCAUACUGUUUUAACUUUUCUACGGUUUCUUAAAGCGUUCUUUGCAGGUGCUUUGUUGUGUAUCAUCGUGUACUCGUCGUAGCUUUUUGACAGUUUCGCUAAACGUCCAAUGAAUCUGCUGAUUUUUGUUGUAACAUUUACGGCCUAACAUGUAAUAAAACUGAAGCAUGAGUGU
Paralichthys olivaceus (Japanese flounder) is the source of this 3423-nucleotide messenger RNA. RefSeq names its product progesterone receptor. The record is from RefSeq and is a predicted model, not a curated record. Gene Ontology annotation, cellular component: nucleus; chromatin. Gene Ontology annotation, molecular function: zinc ion binding; nuclear receptor activity; estrogen response element binding. Gene Ontology annotation, biological process: male gonad development; nuclear receptor-mediated steroid hormone signaling pathway; positive regulation of transcription by RNA polymerase II. Lineage: Eukaryota; Metazoa; Chordata; Actinopteri; Pleuronectiformes; Paralichthyidae.